GAGAAGAAUAACGGAUCCAGGUUUAGAGCAACGAGCGUCGGUUUUUCGUAGCUGACAGCUCUCGUCGUCGACAAUGUCCGUGACAACAAAAAGAUGCGACAUCUGGUUUAGUAGUGCCACGACUUCUGGGCUGGUUCGGCCGUAAAGCUUUUUCACCUCCUUCGGAGGACAUGCAAGAGAUAACCGACACAGUGCGGCAAAUCGUCGAAUUCGAGGAUUUAGUGUCGCGAUUGGAUCGAAUAAACGACGUUGGACGACCAUUGAACAAUAUCGGUGGUGCUGUUAUCGAGAACAAAAUCGGAACUAUAAUUACAACGAUAUCUCCAGCAAGAACGACAACGAUAACGACCACGUUAACGAAAACAACGACGACAAAGACGUUGUCGAAUUGGGGAAAUAUCGGUGGAUCAUUACCUGUUUCACGUUCCAUAGUGCCGGAAUUGGGAUCGAAAUCGGAUACGGUGCCUGUGCCGGCGUCGACGACUGCGUCGACGUCGGCAUCGGCAUCGAUAUCGGUAUCACCGUUUUUGAACAAGCAGGAAUCAAAUUCUGCUCCUUUGUCGCGACAUUACGUUCAAGAUUCAAACUGCUCGUGCACGUGUUCGCACAUCGGAACCGCCGUCAAGUCCGCCAUUCGUACGAUUAACUGUUCGUCUAUUUCGGAACAUCGGCAGAAGGAGGAAGAGAUUGAACGUCAAGAACAACAAGAACAAGAACAACGAGUGCGCGUGCAUAUCGGUAUCGACGAGGAUUUACGCAUGAUCCUCGACAUGGAUCCGUCGAUCGUCGACGGAAUGCCCACGUCGUCCCUAGUGAACGCCAACUCUCGGAACAAUGGUCACGUUGCGUUUGCUCGGCCGUUACGAUUAACUCGCCCGCAAGGCUGUCCACCUACGUUUAAGACUGCAACACCCACCUCGCGUACGCAACUGAAACUUCAGCUGAUGCGAGAACAGCUGCAAGAGCAGGAAAGGCGAGAAGCUGAAUUUCGUCAAAAUUUACAGCAACAGAGACCAACGGCUGCUCCUCCCAGGCCAGUACCUUCUACCUCACUCUCGACUAUCGGUGUAGACGUACCACCACAAGUCUUGCAAGUACGGACAUUACUGGAAAAUCCGACGCGCUACCAUGUCGUUCAAAAGCAGAAGAAUCAAGUGCGGCAAUACCUUCACGAAUCGUUUCGCGGUAACGGAACGAUCAGCGCUGGAGACGGAAACGUUCUCGGUAGAAAUUCGGUGGAAGGUGCGCCGACAUCCGCGCCGAUGAUAGUGCAGAGCGCACCACCCGGCCCGACGGUGCAUCAUCCAAAGCCGCAGCAUCCUCAUCUGGCCUCGUAUCCACACGGUCCCACGGUAUUGCCGCUCGGUAAUCAGGUUGCGGCCAGUCCAGAUCCUACGACUGGUGCCAUGUCACCAGGUCUUUCCAGCGUCGCGACCAGCAAUUCUGAGGCGGAGGAUCUUUUAGACGACAUACUGUCGUUCGAAGCCAACUCUCUGGGUGAUAAUUUAAAGGACAGCCAGUCGGGAAGUCUGACCAAUAUUCCCGAGUUGCAAAUCAAACCGGAACCUUUGUUACUCACGGAGGCGGAGAUACAUGCGCUUGCCAAAGAUCGACAAAAGAAAGAUAAUCAUAAUAUGAUCGAGAGACGACGACGGUUCAACAUCAACGACAGAAUCAAAGAGCUCGGCACUCUUUUACCGAAAACCAACGAUCCGUAUUACGAAAUCGUUCGGGACGUUAGGCCGAAUAAAGGCACGAUACUCAAGUCAUCGGUGGAAUACAUAAAAUUGUUGAAAAACGAGUUGACGAGAAUGAAACAGAACGAGGUGAGGCACAAGCAAUUGGAGCAUCAGAAUCGCCGACUCCUUUUACGAGUUCAAGAGUUGGAAUUGCAAGCAAAAGCGCAUGGCCUUCCGGUUUCUGAUUUCAAUUGGGCAUCCACUUCCGGUAGCAUGUUAAACGCCUUUGCUCGAAACAAACUCGAGCAUCGCAAGAUUCCAGAAUUGGUUACCGAGGAGGCGACGAGUUUGAGCAUAUCCCAACUGGAAGAUCUGAUGGAGGACGACGGGAAUGGGCCGAUUCACAGCGGCGAUCCAAUGCUCUCCUCGCCACAUCUGCCGCCGUUGAGCCCGACGCAGACCGGUUGUCAACACGGGCUUCCGGACGAGGACACCCUCGGCAGUUUGGCACCGACCACGCCCAAUUCUUCCUCCGACAUGGAUAUUGUCGCGUAAUUUCGAGAGGGAUCGAAUCGAACGGGAUUCGAAUGUUAUACUCGGGCCAGCAACGAUGAUGCGAAUGAUACGAGAGAGAGGCAAACAAGUCGAUUGGCGUCCCGUUGCGUUCAUGAUCAUCGCGCGCACAAGCGUUUUUCUUUUGUCGUUAUCUUUCUUCAACGGCUGGCCGUUACUUACGUUAUUACGUAUUAUUACGAACUGUAUACGUAUUUUAUACGUGGAACGAUACUGGUGCAUAUGCAAUAUUUGUACGACAGGCUCGUUCUUUCUUCUCUCGAAAAAGAAACCUCACCGACUAGCCGCGCGUCCUUUUAACUUUUAAUUCGUUGAUUCGCGAUUACACCCGUUACCAUGGGAAUGUAAAAGGGAAUGUACUUGUUGUGGGAGAAAAACUCGCGCAGGUCGCGAGUCGUCGAACGAACAAAGGAAAUAUGUUUCAAAAUAUUUUUGAAAUUGCAUAUCGCGUUGUCCAAAUUACGAUAUUUUGGACAAGGUCUUAGUUUUAAUCUCGCGAGAUUCUUUUCAUUUCAAUUAUCGAGCAUAUUUCAACCAUUUAUUUAAAAAUUCUUUCCACAUCUUUGUUAUUUCUUUUUUUCUUUCCUCUCUUUCUCUCUUCUCGCGAAGAUGCGAACGUCGUUUCAAACGUCGAUUCACCGUCGAUAUAUAAAUUAUAAAUAAUUUGAUUAUAACGAUGACGUUUGAUUCGAGCGGAUAAUUUCAAUGAUAUUUUUAUAGAAAAAAAUCUUCCGAUGUGAAAAGACAUAUAUACAUACAUAUAUAUAUAUACAUAUAUAUCUAAUAUUCAUAAUGGUGAAUAUGUGCCAAUUAAAAUUUACACAUCUAGAUCUAAGAAAAUGAUUCGUUUUAAUUUUAAGCGACGAUCGAUUCGAAACUUCAAAUUUCAAAACAAAAAUGGUGCAAACGAUAUAGGAAGUAGUAUAGAAAUUCUGCGAAAAAAAAAAUGGUCAAUGUACAUAAAAAAAAAAAAAGGAAAUCUGCGAAUCGAAUUUUCUAAAAGUAUUUCGCGAUGGAAACAACAAACAAAUAAUUUGCGUUGUCUGAAGAAUAAUCUGUACACGUUUUUACACGAAAUGAACAGAUAUGCAUAUCGAUGCACGCGAAUAUCCAACUAUCGUUUCCGUCGCUCUGUGAUCAUUGUAUUUUAAUACCUAUCUAACAAUUGCGUCUUACCUCGUCUUAAUACGUAUUAUUCUCGCUCACUGUUAUCCGCGAGAACCGCUCUAGAAUGAAAGAAAAAAUCGCGAUAAAUUCUAAGCGGGGAUCGCGAGAAACUAUAGAAUAUAUAAAGAAAUGUUACAGAAA
Messenger RNA from Apis mellifera (honey bee), 3560 nucleotides. RefSeq names its product microphthalmia-associated transcription factor (gene Mitf). Gene Ontology annotation, biological process: regulation of transcription by RNA polymerase II. Gene Ontology annotation, cellular component: nucleus. Gene Ontology annotation, molecular function: protein dimerization activity; DNA-binding transcription factor activity, RNA polymerase II-specific; RNA polymerase II cis-regulatory region sequence-specific DNA binding. NCBI's taxonomy places the organism in Eukaryota, Metazoa, Arthropoda, Insecta, Hymenoptera, Apidae. The record is from RefSeq and is a predicted model, not a curated record. The transcript has 7 exons. Bases 171 to 2234 code for a protein of 687 amino acids.